AUUGCGGGGGAAAUUUAAUUUCGUAUAUACCGGCUCUAAUUAUCAUAUGCAAAUAUUUAUAGCGGAUUUCCUCCACUAACCAUCAGGCGAAGCACUCUAUUUAAGAGAUUAUACAUCUUAAAUUAAAAUUUUACUAAUCAAAUCAACAACAAAUCAAAUAUACCCCAUAGUCUUUUUACCGAUUUUCACCAUGGCUGAACGUAGACUCUUUCAAGAAUACAACCGAUACAAGAAAUCACCACCAAGCAAGUCCAACCCACAAAUCAUAUCCCUCAAUCCUAUAUCUGAAGACAACAUCUUUAACUGGCAAGCUAUAAUUUCUAAACCAACCAAAAAGGACAACCCAUUUUAUUAUGGCGGGCAAUGGAAAUUAAGCAUCGCUGUCUCACGGCAAUAUCCGUUGGAACCACCAGUGAUAAAGUUCAUAACUCCAAUAGUACAUCCUAAUAUUAACUUGAAAACUGGGGAAAUAUGUUUAGACAUUCUCAAAAAGGACGCGUGGUCACCGGCAUGGAAUUUAGAACAUUUACUAGUGGCAAUAUUAAUGUUGUUGGAUUCUCCUGAACCUGAUUCCCCUUUAAAUAUAGACGCUGCCAACUUAUAUAGACAUGAUCCAGUUGGCUUUCAAAGCAUGGUUCAGUUCAAUAUGUGGAAAGUUGGAUCUUUUGUUGAUGUCAAAAAGUCUACCCCCACCACCAUUACCAAAUCAAACCAAGUUAUUAGAGAUGUAAGUGGACUGAAAAUACGUGCUAUAAUUGCAUGAACAAGUUCCUUCCCAAAAAAAAGUUACACUUUAUGCUUAUAUAGAUAAAAUAUUCUUAGUGUUCUAUUUUAUAUAUAUAUAUUGAUACACACAUGCAAAACUAUAUUACAGAUAAUGAGCAACCUCCAACCUAACGUAAUCUUCUGGCUUCUCUUUCGGAUUCCAUUAAACAUAAGAUAUCGUUUUCUCUGACUGGACCCUUAACAUUUCUAACAAUAGUUCUGGAGGAGUCUUCUAAAAAUUCAACUCUAACUUGAGUAACACCACCUCUUGAACCGGUUCUACCCAAAACCUUGAUAACCUUGGCUAAUGUAACAUCAGAUUUAGCGUCCAUUUUUUGUAUAUAUUUAUCUUAGUGCUAU
Molecule: messenger RNA, 1125 nt
Organism: Spathaspora passalidarum NRRL Y-27907
Lineage: Eukaryota; Fungi; Ascomycota; Pichiomycetes; Serinales; Debaryomycetaceae
Gene: PEX4
Product: E2 ubiquitin-protein ligase peroxin 4
Exons: 1
Coding region: 191-763 (190 amino acids)
Source: RefSeq, a predicted model, not a curated record